Manis javanica (Malayan pangolin) is the source of this 1644-nucleotide messenger RNA. Lineage: Eukaryota; Metazoa; Chordata; Mammalia; Pholidota; Manidae. The record is from RefSeq and is a predicted model, not a curated record.
AUUCUAGGUUUCAUGGGCUCUCUGUCUCCUCCAGGAGCAGGAACUUAAAGCUGCUGCUGAUGGUGUCUUAUCUGAAGUGAGGAAAAAACAAGCAGAUACCAAAAGAAUGGUGGACAUUCUUCGGGCCUUGGAAAAACUGAGGAAACUCAGGAAAGAGGCUGCAGCCAGGAAAGGAGUCUGUCCUCCAGCCUCAGCAGAUGAGACUUUUGAGCAUCAUCUUCAGCGACUAAGAAAACUCAUUAAAAAACGCUCUGAAUUAUAUGAAGCUGAAGAGCGAGCCCUCAGAGUUAUGCUGGAAGGAGAGCAAGAGGAAGAGAGGAAAAGAGAAUUAGAAAAGAAACAGAGGAAAGAAAAAGAGAAAUUUUUACUUCAAAAGCGUGAAAUUGAGUCCAAGUUAUUUGGGGAUCCAGAUGAGUUCCCGCUUGCUCACCUCCUGCAGCCUUUCCGACAGUAUUACCUGCAAGCUGAGCACUCCCUGCCGGCGCUCAUCCAGAUAAGGCAUGAUUGGGAUCAGUACCUGGUGCCAUCUGAUCAUCCCAAAGGCAACUCCGUUCCCCAGGGAUGGGUCCUUCCCCCGCUCCCCAGCAACGACGUCUGGGCAACCGCCACUACGCUGCAUUAGUAAAGAUGCCCCAGGAGUGCGGUCCAGCCAGGGCUCCUCCCAACUCUAUGUGUUAGUGAUGCCGCCAUCUUCUCAUGCUGUAGACUAAACCACAAUCUCUCCACUCCCAUGUCGCAUUUCCCUACCCAGAACUUAUGUUUUCCUUCCGUGUUCUGUGCUGGUCAGAGGUGCCUCUUGAAUCAAGAGAUUAAUGUGGUUCUUCAGGAAAGGACCUAGGUGAACUGGGGUUACUACCAUAGGCAGUGGCCUUAGUUCACCAAAUUUGCCUCUGUUUUGAGGGGCUUGGUCCAGAGUGACUUGUUAAUUUACUCUUACUCUCCUUGUGUGGUGAUGGGUAAGUACACCCCCUCCACUCAAAACAGGUGUGCACUGGAUAGAUGUAGCAGCCUUUCUCCUAGUCCUGAGUGAAGGAAGCUUGACAACCUCCUCACCUUCCUACCCAGAGAGCCCUCUAACUUCCAGGAGGAAAGUCAGACAUGCUUUGUCUUCUGUUUUAUGAAUCCCACUUGGGGCGCAGCUUGAGAGGCUGCAGACUGCAGGCUGGGCUGCCAUAAAAGCUGAUAGAAAACCUGGAGAGUACCUGUACCCAGCACUGGAUUGUGUUUUAAUGGACGAUGGCUGCUUUUUCCCCAUGUUAGAAGGAUCUUAAUGAAAGCAUCUGUGUUUUAAGUUCCUAACGGUUUAGUUGUUCACAGAGUCCCCAAGGAUAGAAAUUAAUUUCCCUACGGGAGCAGGACCUUAACUUCACUCAGUCACAUUGAGGGUGGGGUUUGGUAUAGCUGUGAAAUUUUCUUAGGAUCUCAGGCUUCCAAAAACACCCAUGUAGUUAAACCUGGGGAAAGCAGGUAAAAAUAAUAAAAUUUAUUUUCUUGUAUUCAUUAAUAAAUGCUGUUGUGCUUGGAGAUAAUCAGUUAUAUAACACACCAGGUUUUGUUUCAGUUUGUUUUGCCUUUUGUCAUUUAUUGUGUUAUUUAUAUUUCCAAAAAGCUAAAUAAAUAAAUCAUCUUUAUUUUUUAGUUCGA